GGGAUGGGCAGUAAAGAGCUGGCUUCACCCACUGGUCAGGAGUCCUCUCCUCAGGCUGUCCCCAGAAGCUGGGACCGCAAAGGCGUCCACCAUGAUGGCACCGAGACCCCUGGUCAUCUUGCUGCUGCUUCCCAGCCUCACCCUGCUGGUAUCUCACCUCUCCAGCUCCCAGGAUGUCUCCAGUGAGUCCAGCGGUGAGCAGCAGCUGUGCGGCCUGAAGGAGCACCCUACCGUGGCCUUUGAAGAUCUGAAGCCGUGGGUCUCUAACUUCACCUUCCCUGGAGCCCGAGAUUUCUCCCAGCUCGCUCUGGAUCCCUCCAGGAACCAGCUCAUCGUGGGAGCCAGGAACUACCUCUUCAGACUCAGCCUUGCCAAUGUCUCCCUCCUUCAGGCCACCGAGUGGGCCUCCAACGAGGACACACGCCGCUCUUGCCAAAGCAAGGGGAAGACGGAGGAGGAGUGUCAGAACUACGUGCGAGUCCUGAUUGUCGCCGGCCGGAAGGUGUUCAUGUGUGGCACCAAUGCCUUUUCCCCUGUGUGCUCCAGCAGACAGGUGGGGAACCUCAGCCGGACUAUCGAGAAGAUCAAUGGUGUGGCCCGCUGUCCCUACGACCCACGCCACAACUCCACGGCUGUCAUCUCCUCCCAGGGGGAGCUUUACGCAGCCACAGUCAUCGACUUCUCAGGCCGGGACCCGGCCAUCUAUCGCAGCCUGGGCAAUGGGCCACCACUUCGCACAGCCCAGUAUAACUCCAAGUGGCUCAAUGAGCCAAACUUUGUGGCAGCCUAUGACAUUGGGCUGUUUGCAUACUUCUUCCUGCGGGAGAACGCGGUGGAGCAUGACUGUGGGCGCACCGUGUACUCUCGGGUGGCCCGCGUGUGCAAGAAUGACGUGGGGGGCCGCUUCCUGCUGGAGGACACCUGGACCACAUUCAUGAAGGCACGGCUCAAUUGCUCCCGCCCGGGCGAGGUCCCCUUCUACUACAAUGAGCUGCAGAGUGCCUUCCACCUGCCAGAGCAGGACCUCAUCUACGGGGUCUUCACCACCAACGUAAACAGCAUCGCCGCUUCUGCUGUCUGCGCCUUCAACCUCAGUGCCAUCUCCCAGGCUUUCAAUGGCCCAUUUCGUUACCAAGAGAAUCCCAGGGCUGCCUGGCUCCCCAUUGCCAACCCCAUCCCCAAUUUCCAGUGUGGCACCCUGCCAGAGACGGGCCCCAAUGAGAACCUCACAGAGCGCAGCCUACAGGAUGCCCAGCGCCUGUUCCUGAUGAGUGAGGCCGUGCAGCCAGUGACACCUGAGCCCUGUGUCACUCAAGACAGCGUGCGCUUCUCACACCUGGUGGUGGACCUCGUACAGGCCAAGGACACGCUCUACCAUGUGCUCUACAUCGGCACAGAGUCAGGCACCAUCCUGAAGGCGCUGUCCACUGUGAGCCGUGGCCUCCGUGGCUGUUAUCUGGAGGAGCUGCACGUGCUGCCUCCCGGGCGACAAGAGCCCCUGCGCAGCCUGCGAAUCCUGCACAGCGCCCGAGCGCUUUUUGUGGGGCUGAGCGACGGAGUCCUGCGGGUCCCUCUGGAGAGGUGCGCCGCCUACCGCAGUCAGGGGGCAUGCCUGGGGGCACGGGACCCAUACUGCGGCUGGGAUGGGAAGCAGCAACGUUGCAGCACACUGGAGGACAGUUCCAACAUGAGCCUCUGGACCCAGAACAUCACAGCCUGUCCUGUGCGGAAUGUGACACGGGAUGGGGGCUUUGGUCCAUGGUCACCAUGGCAACCAUGUGAGCAUUUAGAUGGAGACAACUCAGGCUCUUGCCAGUGCCGGGCCCGAUCCUGUGACUCCCCCCGGCCCCGCUGUGGGGGCCUCAGCUGCCUGGGUCCAGCCAUCCACAUCGCCAACUGUUCCAGGAAUGGGGCAUGGACCCCGUGGUCUUCAUGGGCACAGUGCAGCACAUCCUGUGGGAUCGGCUUCCAGGUCCGCCAGCGAAGUUGCAGCAACCCUGCACCCCGCCACGGGGGCCGCAUCUGCGUGGGCAAGGGCCGGGAGGAGCGGUUCUGCAAUGAAAACACCCCUUGCCCAGUGCCCAUCUUCUGGGCCUCCUGGGGCUCCUGGAGCAAGUGCAGCAACAACUGCGGGGGCGGUGUGCAGUCGCGUCGUCGGGCCUGCGAGAAUGGCAACUCCUGCCCAGGCUGUGGUGUGGAAUUCAAGACCUGCAACCCCGAGGGCUGUCCAGAAGUGCGGCGCAACACCCCGUGGACCCCUUGGCUGCCCGUGAACGUGACGCAGGGCGGGGCGCGGCAGGAGCAGCGCUUCCGCUUCACGUGCCGCGCUCCCCUGCCUGACCCCCACGGCCUGCAGCUUGGCAGGAGGAGGACUGAGACGAGGACCUGCCCAGCGGACGGCUCCGGAGCCUGCGACACCGACGCCCUGGUGGAGGAUCUCCUGCGCAGCGGGAGCACGUCCCCACACUCGCUGAGCGGGGGCUGGGCUGCCUGGGGCCCCUGGUCGUCCUGCUCCCGGGACUGCGAGCUGGGCUUUCGCGUCCGCAAGAGAACGUGCACCAACCCGGAGCCCCGCAAUGGAGGCCUGCCCUGCGUGGGCGACGCCGCUGAGUACCAGGACUGCAACCCGCAGGCUUGCCCAGUGCGGGGUGCCUGGUCCUGCUGGACCUCGUGGUCCCAAUGCUCAGCCUCCUGCGGUGGGGGGCACUAUCAGCGCACACGUUCCUGCACCAGCCCUGCUCCCUCUCCAGGUGAGGACAUCUGUCUCGGGCUGCACACGGAGGAGGCACUAUGUGCCACACAGGCCUGCCCAGAAGGCUGGUCACCAUGGUCUGAGUGGGGUAUAUGCACCGAAGAUGGAGCCCAAAGCCGAAGCCGGCACUGUGAGGAGCUUGUUCCAGGGCCCAAUGCCUGUGCUGGAAACAGCAGCCAGAGUCGCCCCUGUCCCUACAGCGAAAUUCCUGUAAUCCUGCCUGCCUCCAGUGUGGAGGAGGCCGCCAGCUGUGGAGGGUUCAGUCUUAUCCACCUGGUGGCCACCGGCGUUUCCUGCUUCCUGGGCUCUGGGCUCCUGACCUUGGCGGUGUACCUGUCUUGCCAGCACUGCCAGCGUCAGUCUCAGGAGUCCACACUCGUCCAUCCUGCCACCCCCAAUCACCUGCACUACAAGGGUGGGGGCACCCCCAAGAAUGAGAAAUACACUCCCAUGGAGUUCAAGACCCUGAACAAAAAUAACCUGAUCCCUGAUGACAGAGCCAACUUCUACCCACUACAGCAGACCAAUGUAUACACGACCACCUACUACCCCAGCCCGCUGAACAAGCCCAGCUUCCGGCCUGAGGCCUCACCUGGACAGCGGUGCUUCCCCAACAGCUGAUCCUACCAUCCUGGGACUUGGGCUCCUUGCCUUCCCAAGGCACAGAGAGGUGGAGAUGGGACCGUGGAGCCACUUUGGUUUUCUCCCUCUGCACUAGGCCAAGAACUUGUUGCCUGGCCUGUGGGGAUCCAAUCUGGCUUCAGAGAGCCCUGGCUGGCGGUGACCAUGGGGGAGAGGGCUGGCUUCAGGGCCGGCACAUGGCUGCAGAUCCAGCUUAGCCCAGGUCUCUCAUGGCCUCCUUGUGACCACCAUCAUGAUGACCCUCCCCUGCCAUGUUUGAGCUACAGACCUACUGGGCACGUGAGGAACUGAGAAGAGUGGAGAUGGCAGUGUCAGGAGGGCAGGCUGUUGGGUUGGGGUUGGGUUGGAAAUGACUUCCAGUGGCUGUCACAGCCAAGUCUGACCCUCUGUGGCUGGCCGGAAGAAAGGCCUUGUCUACAUUCAGAUUGUCUCUGAAAAGAACUUAUCAAAUGGCCCAGUAGCUCUGGAUCUCUGCCCAGUGCUGGACCAUUGUGGUGCUGCCCCAGUAUGACAUAGGGGACCAGUGCUGGCCCAGGUGGUCUGCCUUGGCCUAGCUAUUUGUAUUUCACCCAGGGAUAUUCCUCUGGUCAGAGGCAGUAAGAACUGGGAACCAGAGGCUGGUCUUUUCUGAGAAGCCCUUUAACCUGACCUAGUACAGGUCUCAGCCUUGCCCAGAAGAAACAAAAGGUGGCCUGGGAGGAAGGAAGGCUCAAUACCAUAAGAGGCAAAGUCUGGCCUUUGUGUCCCUAUAGAGAUCAUCUUCCAGUUGCUGCUAAGCAGAGUCGUUAGCUGAGACCUGCUUGGGAGUCUAUGCUGGCCCCUCAUCUCUUCAGGAACACACACACACACACACACACACACAAGCGCAUGUGCGCACACACAGUCACCAUCUGCUACAGCAACAGAAAGGAUGUUGGACUGUGGCAUUAUUAAUUAAAGAUGAUAUCCAGUCUCCAAA
Messenger RNA from Marmota flaviventris (yellow-bellied marmot), 4352 nucleotides. The record is from RefSeq and is a predicted model, not a curated record. NCBI's taxonomy places the organism in Eukaryota, Metazoa, Chordata, Mammalia, Rodentia, Sciuridae.